UCAGGGGAGAGAAGUGGGGGUAAACAUCUGGCAGUAUCCAACAAACAUGGCUGCCACUGCGCCCAACACGGAAUGACAAGUGCUGUGAGGAAUUUAUUCAUAAUUUCGGUGAAACAACGAGUUCUCAACUCGUCGAGGGCAUUUCCGGGAUUUUUAUGGAGGAGAGUUGAUAGGAGUUUCUGCAGAACUUCGGUGCAAAUGUAUUCCAAUGCUAAAUGUCCCAUGGAGUCCCAUUUUGUGCGUGGGCAGCACACCCUGCGUGUCUCAAUGUCCCUAUUCCGCGGUAACAGAGAUCGUCUGAUCGAGAGCCUCAGAAAAACCCCUGGAGUCCAUGAAAAUGGCUUCGUGGUCCUCCAGGGAGGUGACGAGGUGCCAUUCAACGACACUGACAUCAACUACGAGUUCAGACAGGAAUCAUUCUUCCAGUGGUGUUUUGGAGUGGAGGAGCCAGGAUGUUACGGUGCCCUCGAUAUAACAUCCGGCAAGUCAAUUCUCUUCUUCCCACGGCUACCAGCUGAGUACGAGAUUUGGUGUGGUAAACUUAGUACUCUCGAUGAAUUCAAGCAGCGUUAUGACGUAGAUGAGGCGCAUUACGUUGAGGGAAUAGCACAGGUGUUGAAGAAGAAAAAUGCCCAGCAAGUACUGACACUGAGAGGACAGAAUAGUGACAGUGGAUUGUUCGUUAAGGAUGCAGAAUUCGAUGGCAUUAAUGAAUUCAAAGUUGAUAAAGAGGUGUUGUAUCCAGUCAUCUGUGAAUGUCGAAUCGUCAAAUCUCCUCAGGAGAUCGAGGUGCUUCGAUAUGUCGCCAAGGUCAGCUCGGAUGCCCACAAAGUCGUGAUGAGAAACGUGAGGCCGGGGAUGUCAGAGUUCCAGGGUGAAUCUCUGUUUAAACAUUACGUGUACGCUGUCGGUGGAUGCAGACACGUCUCCUACACGUGCAUGUGCGGCUCCGGGAAUAAUUCGUCAAUUUUACAUUACGGACAUGCCGGGGCGCCUAAUAAUAGAGUCAUGAAGGAUGGAGAUAUGUGUCUCUUCGAUAUGGGUGGAAAUUACUGUGGCUACGCAGCAGACAUCACCUGCAGCUUUCCCUCAAAUGGAAAAUUCACAGAGGACCAGAAACUGAUCUACAAUGCAGUCCUGAGUGCCAGGAAUGCAGUGAUUGAGGCAGCCAAGCCUGGAGUCAGCUGGACUGACAUGCAUCUACUGGCGAAUCGAGUGAUGCUGGCAGCUCUGAGGGACGGGGGCCUUCUGUGUGGUGAGGUCGAGGACAUGAUGAAUGUGGGACUUAACGAGACCUUCCAGCCUCAUGGGCUUGGGCACCUCCUUGGGCUCGAUGUUCACGAUGUUGGGGGGUACCUCCCUGGCUACCCUGAAAGAUCUGUCAAGCCGGGGAUCAGAAAACUGAGAACUGCUAGACAACUUGUUGCUGGAAUGUUUCUCACUAUCGAGCCUGGAUGCUAUUUCGUUGAUUCUCUCUUGAACGCGGCACUCUCGAAUCCAAAGCAGCGUCAGUACAUGGUAGCGGAUAAAAUAGCCAAAUUUCGUGGAUUCGGUGGCGUCAGAAUCGAGGAUGACGUCUUGAUAACAGAAAAUGGAGUGGAGAACUUCACUGAAGUGCCAAGAACGGUCGAGGAAAUUGAGGCUUGGAUGGCGCCGGGACGUGAGGACCUGAAACUCAUUCACGAACAGCUCAUCCCCAGCUCUUCCUAAUCAGUGCACUCCAUCCAAAUAUCGAGAACAUUAUUUUUUUAUAUUUCAAAUACUUGAAGAUGUCUUACAGCGCUUUGUUCAAUAGUGAAUGUAUAAAAUGUGUGAGAAAUUCGUGAAUAAAUCGAGGUAUUCUUCUUUAAAAAUGA
Molecule: messenger RNA, 1856 nt
Organism: Diachasma alloeum
Lineage: Eukaryota; Metazoa; Arthropoda; Insecta; Hymenoptera; Braconidae
Gene: Dip-C
Product: xaa-Pro dipeptidase
Exons: 10
Coding region: 73-1710 (545 amino acids)
Molecular function (GO): manganese ion binding; metalloaminopeptidase activity
Source: RefSeq, a predicted model, not a curated record